UCAAAAUGUAGUCGGCGCGCAGUUGGCUAGUGACGGCGGAUGUCAUCAUCCUCUACCGAAGUCAACGAGGCCGAAGAAGUGAGGCAAACUAGCUAGCUAACAGCUAGCGAGGAGGCAGAUUCUCUGCGAGGCUACCAAGCAAGCUUGUUGUCACAUUCAACGGGUCAUUCUAGAAAUACGCAUUGGCUAACCCAAGGGCAGACAGAGACGUCGAACCUGGAGGCAAACUAGCUGGCCUAAUGAUGCUAACACCGUUCGAACAAGUUAGCUAAGCUACUAUAGCCCAGUCUGGGGUUGUGUGUGGCCCGUGCGUGGUCAAAGCGGUGGUCGUGAAGCUUUGCAGGUAUGGCCCAGAUUUGAUUUGUAAGGUACUGGAGAUGGCAGAAGGCAUUGACAAAGGCGAAAUGCCCUCCUUUGAGCUCGUUCCAAGUUCUGAAGCAAAAAAGAGACCCAAUUCAUCAGAUGGCAGAGAAGAACCCAUGAGGAAAAUGCCUGUAUCCAAAUUUGCCUCCAGACCCAGGUUUGAGCCUGUACACUUUGUCAGUGGUGGUAGCAGUGGAGGAUCUUGCAAUGAUGAGAAGGAAAAUGAUAAGGAGCGCAGGAGGGGUGACACAUACAGCAGCACUAGGCAGCGGGAGUUGGACCACUCUUCUUACAGCAGCAGUCGGGCUCAGAGCUCCUCAACAGUUAGACCUGCAUUUGACAGGGUUUCAUCAUAUGGCUUUGACUCUUGGGCAGACCACAGGGAUAGAAACAGAGACCUACCGACGGGUAGUUCAAGCAGUUUUGGAGGUUAUGGUAGCCGGGGAUCCACCUCAAACUACAUGACAAAAACUCAGCAGGACUACUCGGCUAGAUAUGAGGCCCACAACGCUCGACACUCAGAUUCAUACUCUCAGGCCCACAGAUCGGAUGGAUAUGGAGGGGGAAGUCGGUCGGGGGCCUGGGAUUCAGGACGUCAAGGCAUAGGCUUUGGGCACCAGGACAGACCGUCCUCCAGUAGGGCAUUCAGCAGGGUCUACAGCAGCCCAGGAACAAGCAGUCCUACACCUUCCUCUGUCACUGGUUGUUCGCAGCCCCUCGCUAUAUCCCAAGCUACUUUGGACGAGAAGCAAAGGUUGAUUUCAGGAGUGGCAGCCUCUGUGGUUGUCACUUCUCGAGACCCCGCGUUCGUGAGCGGAUCUGAUGCUCCCAACUACAACUUCAUCCUGAGUCGUAGUAUCCAGGCUUGUAAGACUAAUCCAGAGUACAUCUAUGUCAACCUCAAGGAUAUCCCUCCAGGAGACCUCCCAAAGAACAGGAAAGUACCAUCUGAUGGCUAUGCCUGUGAGUUGAGAUGCCAGUGUGUUUACCUUGCUACUGGAUACUCUGGCAGUAAAAAUGGAGCCAGGGACCGUGCGUCAGAGCAGGCAGUCAAGCUCUUUCUAAAACCAGUGGAGGUGCGUGUUGUGCAGCGCAAGUAUCGACAUUCUUUGGUCAGUGAUAUAGUGGUGUGUCAGAUGCACUGUCCUACACCAGCCUUUCUACCAGCUCUCCGUAAUCCAGAAGAUAAACCGACUCCUAGCUCCAAGGGGCAGUAUGAGCCUGACAAACGCAAGCACUGGACCGAGUUUGUAAUCGUUGACAAUGCUCAUGACGCCAUCUGCAUUCUCAACAACUCUGCUGCCUUCAAUCGUAUGAAAAUCGACUACAAGUUUGACCUAGUGCCUAAUAGCAGUGCCUGGCAAUGCAGUGUGUACCUGCAGGAUGAGCUGGUGGCACAGGCGCGAGGCAGCAAGAAGACUUCCAAGCAUACAGCCGCCGAAGAGGCUCUGAGGAAGCUUCGUAUGAACCAGGCAGCAAGGCAGCAGCAGCAGCAACAACAACAACAACAACAAUCUUCUCGUGGAAAUCACUCUGACCCCCAGGGUGGUCGUUUUGGUCAGCAUGGUGGUAGAAAGAAACACCUGAGUGAGCUAGUUAUCCUAGAGAAUUCUGAUAAUGCCAUCUGUAUCAUCAAUGAUACAGCCCAAUUUAAUAAGGUAGCUGCUGAUUACAAGUUCACUGUGCUCCCAGACCAUCGCUGGAGAUGUGAAGUGUAUCUAGAAGGCCAGUAUGUAGCUGCAGGUAUAGGACCUAAGAAGACGGUUAAGCACAUUGCAGCAGAGCAAGCGCUGGCCACACUGAGACAGACACAGGCUGUGGUGAAAUCUAACCUCAGGAAGGAGGGUCAUGCUGACGCCAUUUCCCGUAACCAAAUCCUGGCCCGUGCUGGAGAGGAGUCCAUGAGACAGGAGAUCAAGGAGGACAACAUUGGGAAUCAGCUACUCCGCAAGAUGGGCUGGAAGGGUGGCGGAUUGGGUCGCGAAGGGGAGGGCAUUGCAGAGCCAAUUAAAGUCAAGGAGCAGUUUUCUAGAGAAGGGCUGGGUAUGGACAUGGACAAACCUGGACAUCAGCUCGGCAAGCGGGAUAUUGAGGAUAUCAUCCGUAAUUAUGUCAGCUCAGAUCGCCAGGAUGACCUACGCUUCUCAACAGAGCUCAAUAAUGAUGAACGAAAGCAAAUUCACCAGAUAUCUCAGAAGUAUGGACUACGGAGCAAGUCGUAUGGACAGGGCAGGCAACGCUUUCUCAUUGUUAGCCGCAAAGUGCACAAAGACCAGCUGAUUGGCCAGUUGCUGCAGGAAGGGCAGGUGGGACGAUAUGAACUGGUGAAACCUCAGGCCUCUCACUGACUGGAUAUGGAGUUCCAACAAACUACACAUAAUUACUACAACCGAACAAAUGAUACAGUUCAUCAUGUGUUUAUACUUUUGUUGGUUUGAAAUUGUUCAAAUAUAUCAAUCGUAGAGAGGGGAACAAAUCUGGUUUCUGCAUUCCUUUUCCUGAAUGAAUUGCUCAAGCAUUGUUAGCUUCAGCGGGGGCUUUUUAAUACAAGUACAUAUUUUCCAGGUGUCUUUGUUUUACCUGCUCUCAUGCCAUUCCACAACUGUAUCCUCUGUCUAAUGUACAUUAACACAGCUUGACUGAAAGUGCAUUUUGCAGGCUUCAUUAGAAGUGUAAUAAAUUGAACAAGAACCAUCUUAAGACCCACAAUAGUAUAUUUUUAUGGCAAAAAAAAGAAUCCAUCCAGUUUUUACUGUUCCACUGGUAAAUAGUUAGCUUGAACAUUGUUUUUAGAUCACUUCAGAGGAAUGGACAAUGUGAGGGGUUAACUUUUGAAACUAUUUGCUCACAUCACACAGUAGUCUAUAAUACCCAGAACCAUUCACAAUACUUGCACAGAGAAAAUAUUUUCAAGAUCAUUUUUUAAAUUUUAUUUUACGUGGGGGGUGGGGGUGGUAUAACCCUUCAAAUUCAAGUGGGCUCCUUGGAUAUUAAAGAUCUCCUGGACAUUGAAACUGGGCAAGCUGUGAUCUAUGACAGUAUGUGAAAUGACACUUGUAUUGGUCUUUGUGGAUACGGUUAACUUCUCUGCUUGUUUUCACAGCUGUAGUAACUGAAUAAAGUAAGCCUGAUAAUCGUUAACUGGCUCAACUUGAAGAUGUGACUUCUAUCAGGGGUUUAUCAUUGUACCAGUGUUUAUGUAGUGUAUUAAAAUACUUCUGUGGUGGAGCGGAAUCUUCUUGCAUCCCCUUUUUAAAUCGUGUACACAACUUUUUCCCUGAAUAAACUAGGCUACUUUUGAUGUAUAUUUUA
Hypomesus transpacificus is the source of this 3675-nucleotide messenger RNA. RefSeq names its product NFKB repressing factor (gene nkrf). The coding region runs from base 378 to 2711 and encodes 777 amino acids. Gene Ontology annotation, molecular function: nucleic acid binding. The record is from RefSeq and is a predicted model, not a curated record. NCBI's taxonomy places the organism in Eukaryota, Metazoa, Chordata, Actinopteri, Osmeriformes, Osmeridae. The transcript has 4 exons. Gene Ontology annotation, cellular component: nucleoplasm; nucleolus.